UUCAGCUCUUAGCUUCUUUAGGUAAUGCAGUUCAGCUUCCAACUCUGCCAGUUGUACAUUUCAACUUCUAGGUUUUUCAGCAGUGCCGUGCAAUGCAUUUGAGCUUUAACAUUUUUAAGCAAGUCAUUUCACAUUUCUGCAUUUUCAGCAAUGCUUUGCAAUAAAUUUCAGCUGUCAGCAUUCCCACGCAUUUUCAGCAGGAAAUGCAUUUUCUAGUUUAAAUAACAAUGCUUCUGUUCUGUGUUUCAUCUGCAGCUGAAGCUGUGAGUGCUGCUGACGAUGGCUAGACAAGUGACCCUUGAAGAAUCCAACCUGAAAUGGGAGACCUUUAAAGGCUCUAUCCCCAACGGAGCGGUUUCAAUCUACAACGAUUACGAAAACCGCACCGACUACGUUGCCAAAUAUGAGGACCAGCCCGGCUUCUUCUGCCCUGACCUGGAUUCUUACUGCCACUACUCCCGUGCAGGCAAAGAGCUUCGUAGCUCCACAUUUGAGAUCCUGGUGAACAAAGACGACUUUGAGUCUUUGGAAUGGAAAGGUGGCUCCCACGGUUCAGUGCCUGCAAAUGCAGUAUACGCCUCCCACAAUGAAAGGCAUGUUGGGAAGAACCAGUAUGGUCUUGGGAAGGUACAUGCUAGAUAUGAGAACUUCUACCAUGCCUGGAGAGGUAAAGAGUAUGAAUACAAGGACUACCAGGUUCUGACCUUUAACCCAGAUGUAACCAGCGAGCACAUAUGUGAUGUCAAGUAUAAAACUAAUCCUACGAUCAUUAAGCAUCCUCCAGAGAUCUUGACCAAGUCUAAAAUCACCAACAAUAGCAACCAGCCAGUGACACAGACUGUCACCCUCUCAUACGAAAACAAAGUGGAGCAAAGGUGGGACACCAGCUUUUCUAUGAAAACGGGCGUCACGACUAGAAUCACUGCUGGAAUCCCAAGUAUUGCCUCUGCAGAUGUUGAGUUUAGCGUGGUGACAACCCUCGAGUCCACGGAGGGGACCACUCAUACCAAGUCAACCACCCACUCUGUUGCUGUUGAGUGCAAAGUCCCACCAAAGCACGACUGCAGUGUCAGUAUGGUGGGGUAUAGGUACAGGGCAGACAUCCCUUACACUGCACGCCUCAAACGCACCUACAGGAACGGGGGGACCAGGUCGACGUCCAUCACCGGGACCUACAAAGGCGUCAGCGUGGGAGAAGUCUGGACUGAGGUGGAUCCCUGUCAACCUCUGUAGGCCCUGUCCCUGAAAGAAUAAUGGAAGAGGCUCCAUGAGUUACAGUACCUGACAUAUUGUAUGUUGGAUACCCGUAACGAAAAGCUAAAAAAAAAAGUUUUAUUUUUGCUUUGAUUGAGCAUUUAUCGAUUUCUUCAGUUUUUCAACAAAUUGUUUACCAGGCAACAAAAGUAUUGUUGAGGUUUCAUCUAUAAUGUCCAAGACACACACCCCCAAAACCUACCCUAAUUCAGAGUUCAACCCAUUAAUUAAUUCAUUGACUUUAAUUGACUAACCAAUUGAGAAUUACAGAAAUACUUGGAAACAUUGUUGUGAAACUGGUGAAUCGGUAUGAUUUCUUUCCUUUCAUUGAGCUUAGAGUGAUUUAGUCUCAGAUAUGAUUUUAUUACACAUAUAUAAUCCCAUAUGUCUUUGUGCUCAUUUAAUAGUGAUAACAAGUAGUUGAUUUUAUUUCAUUCUUCAAUAUGUAAUCCUGUGUGCUUUUAUAUUCACUGGCUGAUAAAACAUAUGUAAGAAAGGCUUUUUUCUUAAAGGUGUUACGUAUCUAAUAGUUUGUUGAUGUUUAGGUUGUUAACCAUACAUGGAUCCGGAGUAAAAAAGUAUAAAUAAGGGGAGACAACAGAUUAUAGGAGGCUUUUUUGACUCUGAUUUGAUUUUUGACGUUUUCUUUUUGGCUUUUUGAAGCUUUUGAGGAUAUUUGAGAUUUUAGUGGAUGUUUUGGUUCCUUUUUGUAUCAUUAUAUUCAUGUAACCUGUAAUCUUCAUAUUAUCUUUAAAAAACAAUAAAACUGGAUUGUAUUCUGUACAUUCCAACCAAA
Messenger RNA from Sebastes umbrosus (honeycomb rockfish), 2050 nucleotides. Its product is annotated as natterin-3-like. Bases 280 to 1233 code for a protein of 317 amino acids. Lineage: Eukaryota; Metazoa; Chordata; Actinopteri; Perciformes; Sebastidae. The transcript is spliced from 2 exons. The record is from RefSeq and is a predicted model, not a curated record.